Messenger RNA from Pteronotus mesoamericanus, 1137 nucleotides. It is a transcript of the gene SYCE1L, whose product is annotated as synaptonemal complex central element protein 1 like. Bases 1 to 1137 code for a protein of 378 amino acids. Lineage: Eukaryota; Metazoa; Chordata; Mammalia; Chiroptera; Mormoopidae. Gene Ontology annotation, cellular component: synaptonemal complex. The record is from RefSeq and is a predicted model, not a curated record. Gene Ontology annotation, biological process: synaptonemal complex assembly. The transcript is spliced from 12 exons.
AUGGCGGGGAAGUUGGAGCCUUUGGAGGUGAAGCGGCUGGAGGUCUUGGAGGAGGUGGAGGAGGGUGAAGGGCAGACCAAGUCUUUGAAGACUGAAGACUUGCUGGCAAUGGUGAAAAAGCUGCAGAAAGAGGGAAGCCUGGAGCCACAGAUAGAAGACCUGAUUAAUCGGAUUAAUGAGCUUCAGCAAGCAAAGAAGAAAUCCAGUGAGGAACUGGGAGAAGCCCGGGCUCUCUGGGAGGCCUUGCACAGGGAAUUGGACUCUUUGAAUGGAGAGAAGGUGCACCUAGAGGAGGUCUUAAGAAAAAAGCAAGAAGCACUGAGGAUCCUCCAGCUGCACGGCCAAACGAGGGCAAGUGAGGCCCACAGGCUGCACGUGCAAGAACAGCUGGAGGAUUUGAUGGGCCAGCACAAGGACCUCUGGGAAUUCCAGAUGCUGGAGCAGAGACUGGCCUGGGAGAUCCGGGCCCUGCAGAGCAGCAAGGAGCAGCUGCUCGCUGAAGAGAACGCCACUCGAGCCAAGCUGGAGCUGGUGGAACAGAGGCUGCGCUCGCUGCCUGUGGCCGAGGGCGCCCGGGCGGUGAACGAAGGGCCGAAGGUGGAGCUGGAGAAAUUCGGGGGGCAAGUUCCCACCCAGACUCAGAGGACCUCGGAGGACGGGGCCGACAAAGGAGAGAUAGAAAGGCGCUCCGCGGAGCUGUUCAAAAUGACAGACUUCCAUGGGCAGAAGGACGCGGGAACAGGGACGGCUCACUCGGCGGAGAGCCAGCCGGUUGCUGCAAAGUUCCCCUCCCAGGGGGCGGCGGUGGUCCCUAGGCGGGUGGCCACACCAGUGUGGCUCAGGUCAUUCCUGGUUGACCGGUUCAAGGUCUCAUUUCCGGGAGAGCUGAAAGCCCUGGCCACCUCCCCACGACCCUGCUCUCGUGCCCUUCAAAGGGAGCGAGGUGCACGUUCCUCGCCCCACGUGUCCUCCUGGCAGCCGGAGGGUGAGCCCUGCGGCCUUGAUUAUGGGCCACCUUUCACCUGCGGAGGCAACGGCAGCGCCGGGGGUGGGAGAGCGACCAGAAAGGAGGAGCCCGAGUUCCUGGCGCAGUGGGGCGACCGCUUCAGGCGCCGAUCCUUCUGCUCCUGCCAUUAG